This is a messenger RNA of Halichondria panicea, 3428 nucleotides long. Its product is annotated as adhesion G protein-coupled receptor E3-like. Gene Ontology annotation, biological process: adenylate cyclase-activating G protein-coupled receptor signaling pathway; cell surface receptor signaling pathway. Gene Ontology annotation, cellular component: plasma membrane. The record is from RefSeq and is a predicted model, not a curated record. NCBI's taxonomy places the organism in Eukaryota, Metazoa, Porifera, Demospongiae, Suberitida, Halichondriidae. The transcript has 26 exons. Bases 224 to 3121 code for a protein of 965 amino acids. Gene Ontology annotation, molecular function: G protein-coupled receptor activity.
AAGCAGUCAUUCCGCGAACAUUGUGCAACAAACUAAAGUCAUACGCCUAACGGGUAUAUAUUACUCUUUUCAGGUCAGUUAUCCAGAGGCACCUGGAAAUAGUAACAAUAGGCCUCACCAGUAAAUUUCCUGGAUCCACCCCUGACUGAUUAGAAGUUUAUGCUCCGCUGUUGCAAGAGAGCUCAUAUGGGCGUUUAUUGACAAAAGAGAGAGCUUUUACCCGAUGGGCGUGUUUCAACGAGAUGGGCGUUUAGUCAAAAAUAUGAAUAACAACCUGUUAGUAUCGACACUGCUCCUCCUCUCGUUGUUUGCUACCUCUUUUGCAUAUCUUGAUGGAGCUCGUGAAGAGUCUUGUUACGACCACAGCAUUAUUCACACUGUAGAUUUAGGGGGGGGUGAAGUUAUAAAUGAUCCAAGUACAGUCUGUAACACCCCUUGUGGCUACCAACUAUAUGUUGUUGGAGAGAUAGCAGAAAAUGGCACUCUGAUAAAUAAUGAAAUAGAUCCGAGCAGUUUCAUGUACAAGCUGAACACCACUUAUCAAUUUUCGUUGAGGAUAAUCAUGUUGGCAGGUGGUCAAGCAACAAACGGCUUCGUAGGGUUCCUGGUUCAAGCUCGUGAGUCCACUGACACGUUUGUCCCUGAAUCCUCCAUACACGGGACGUGGGAGGACAAUAGAAUGCUGUAUAGACCGCUCAACUGUGGCAAGUCCAUGACCGAUACAUCUGUACUUUAUCCUAACUCGGCUACUCAAAGGCUAUCCAUGGACAUUGCUGAUAUAGGUGGAAACAAUGAGGUGCUUCUCUACUGGGUAUCACCUGCCGAACAAGCUGACGCAGCCACCGUUGUGUUCUGGUACACAAUUGUCCAGCAGCAUCGUGCUCAUUUCUUUCCUGUGAGAGGACCUGUUGGAAAUCCUCCGCCAACCAAUCCAACAACUGUUUGUGAAGCUGAACAGGAUUCUGUAUGGUGGCUUUUCUUCCCUGUCACUGUGGCUGGCUUUUCCUAUUCCCAGCAGUGCCCACAAAAUGGAACUGGAAGAACUUUAGGUACUGCGACUCGUUUCUGUACACUGGGUGGUGUGUGGGAAGCAGUGAAUAUUGAUAACUGUGCUAGGGAAGUGAUCAUCUUGCUUAAUAACAGGGCAAAUGAACUAUUUUUUAGAAAUCCAUCACAGAACGAAGUUGAUGACCUUCUUACUUCUCUUGGGGAGGCUACUAAUGUAAAUGCAACAGCAGGCUCCACCUUAUUCCCCCAAGACCUCAGCACUACUAAUUUGAUUGUCAAUUCAAGUGUGAACUACCUAGUUCAAAACGUAGAGAUUGCUAGUCCCGUGUCUUCUCUCAAUUUUAGUGAAGAAAUUAUGAAUGUUCUCAACAAUGUUCUGGAUGAGAGGAAUACCAGAGGAUGGGAAAGAUUACAAGAGGAUUCUGACAGUCAGCAAUUGCUGUUGAGUGCAGAAUCAUAUGGUCAGUAUGUGUCAAUGGCGCUAAAGAGUGAAGCUGUGGAUACAGGCAGCGUGACAGAGAUCACACUUGUGAGACAGAACAUCGCACUAGCUGCAAUGGAGGUUGACCCCACUAGUUUGGAUGACAUUAUCUUUCCUGAAGUUGUUAAAGUCAGUGAAGAAUCAGGCUCAGCUCAAACUGUAAUAUCAGCUGCUCUUCUUGCAGAGAGAGGCGCUCUAGAUGGGAAUGUUACAGCAGUCAACAUUCUAUUUUCCAACUUGGAGGAUUUCCUUCCAAAAGUCAAUCUUGAAAUGAACACAACCAGACCAGUAUCACAGGUUAUUUCUAGUCAAGUCUUCUCCAAAGUAAAAUUAACUAACUCCCAGGCACAGGCAACCUUCAAAUUCACCACCCAAAAGUUUUCUGAAGAUGAAGUUGCUGAAAAUGCAAGAUGUGUAUUUUGGAGUGUUUCUAGUGAUGCGGCCAACAGCCGGUGGUCCACGGAAGGUGUGAUUACAGUCAGUGUGGAUGAAGACGAGCAAAUGAGAGUGUAUGAUAUUGUCUGUAAGAGCAGUCAUUUCACAGCAUUUGCUGUUCUAAUGGAUGUCACUGGAGCACUGAAUGACACAACUCCAGAGAUCAGGUUUGCUCUAUCAGUGGUGACUUACGUUGGUUGUUCCAUCUCCAUCUUCUUUCUUCUGUUAUCUAUCCUCUAUUUCUUGACGUUGAGAAAAGAGCUCUUGACCAAGAUUCAUAACUUCAUCCAUCUCAACCUGUCUAUAUCUUUGCUCCUUGGUUAUGUGGUUUUCCUGUCAGGAGUAGACACUGCUGUGGCCAACGAGGUAGCAUGUGUGUUUGUGGCUGCUCUCCUUCACUACUUGUUCACUACUGUGUUCUUUUGGAUGUUGUGUGAGGGAAUCAUGCUCUAUCUCAUGUUGGUGGUUGUCUUCAGCCAAAUAUCCAAGAAAUGGUGGAUAUUCUUUAUUAUUGGAUGGGUUAUUCCAGUGAUACCGGUGGCUAUAUCUGUUGGAAUUAUUCAUGACCAGUAUGGCACAAAAGAAUAUUGUUGGAUUGCCGUUGGUGCCGGUGAUAAAGGAGCCAUAUGGGCAUUUGUUGUACCAAUGCUACUAGUUAUUCUGGUGAAUAUAUUCUUCCUCUUGGCUGCUUUGCGCAGUGUCUAUAAGCAGAAAAAGUCAACCAUGCAACGAACUGGGAAAAAGGGAUCCCUACAGUUAUUCUCACAACUCUUCAAGGCAACCAUCAUUCUCCUUCCAAUACUCGGGCUGACUUGGGUGUUUGGUCUACUCUCAGUCAACAGCAGCACUAUUGUGUUUGCAUGGUUGUUCUCUAUCUUUAACUCACUGCAAGGCCUGUUUGUGUUCAUCUUCCAUGUGCUCAGGAGUGAAAAGGUCACAAAAUUCCUGAAGCAGUGCAGAAAAAGAAUCGAUAGUGUUGUAUCAACUUCUGCCUCAGGAAAAAACAAUCUGAGCAAGAAUUCGACGAGUGGUGUUCAGCUCAAGCCAAGUCACGACUCUAGUUUCAGCAAACACGAUCAUAGUACCAUGCAAGAUGAAGCCAUUAAAGUCGAUGAGGCUGAAUUUGACUCGGAGAAGUCGCACAUUGCUGGAUUGUAUGAAUAUGACGAAAAGCCUGGUGGCACAACACUAACAUAAAAAAACGUUCACACUAACAGGAAAGCCUUGAACACUGUAAUUGAUGUGUAGGAUGUGUGGUUAUGUUCUUAGAGUCUCCUAGCUACAACCUAUAUUAAUGUAGGAUCAGAGUUCCUAUCUAUUGUUUUUGGCUGAACUUAUUGAGGAUACGAUGCAUGCAACCCUUCUGGUUUUAUAGCUUUAUAUCUGGAACUUAUUUCUGUGAACUAGGAUGUAGGAAUUAGUUUUUAGCUAUAGAGUUUUAUUGUAAGAGUUGAGUUUUGUGAAUGUUAAUUUUAAGAUAUCAAAAUGACUUUUUCAUCGUGAA